Molecule: messenger RNA, 2458 nt
Organism: Macadamia integrifolia
Lineage: Eukaryota; Viridiplantae; Streptophyta; Magnoliopsida; Proteales; Proteaceae
Product: exocyst complex component EXO70B1-like
Exons: 2
Coding region: 427-2382 (651 amino acids)
Biological process (GO): exocytosis
Cellular component (GO): exocyst
Molecular function (GO): phosphatidylinositol-4,5-bisphosphate binding
Source: RefSeq, a predicted model, not a curated record
CUAUGCCUCCCUCGUUUCACAUUCCUCGCUUCAAGUGGAAGUCGAGACUCUAGAGAGAGAGAGAGAGAAUUUCACUUUCAAAGGCUUUAAGCAGAGAAGAACCCCUUGAUCGGUUAGAAAGGUCUGAAGGGAUGUCACGAAUCUUCUCCAAACACUCGAAAUCAAGGCAACCAGUUUAGAAAUGGUGGAGUUGCGGACUGGGUCUUGAAAUUUUGAGAAGAGAGAGAGAGAGAGAGAGAGCAACAACAAAUAAAUAUUAAAUAUCAAGGUCAGCAGCUUCUUGCUUCAUUUUCUCGAUUUGAUUUUCCUUUUCUGCGUCUUUGCACUCUUCAAAACCCUAGUGUUCCAAAUCAAACAUUAGAGGCUGAAAGCCUAAGACUGGAGAAGGAGAAACGAAAUCAGAAUCAAUAAACAAAAGGGGAAAUCAUGGCGGCGACCAUCGACGGAGAUGAGAGAGUCAUGGCUGCGGCUCAGCAAAUUUUGAAGAGUUUGGGUACUCGAAAAGAUGAUACGGAAGACAUGAUUUUUAUCCUCUCCAGCUUUGAUAAUCGACUCUCUGCAAUAACCGAUUUGCUUUCUAAAGAUAGUGGCGCCGCAGGUCUAAGCAAGACCGAAGAGCAGUUGGAAGCAGCGGAGAAGGUCGUUCGUCGGUGGGACUCUAAUUCUGAUAACCCUCAUCACUGUUCAUCUUGGGAGGAUUCCCCUGAUGAGGCAGCAGAGUUCCUCUCCGCUGUUGAUGAGAUUCUUCGGUUGACCGAGGAUCUGACGCUUACUUCGGAUGGUGAAAUUAUGGACCGAGCUGAGAGCGUUCUGCAGCUGGCGAUGUCGAGGCUGGAGGACGAGUUUCGUCACAUACUCAUACGGAACACGGUCCCUCUGGAAGCGGGACGGGUUUAUGGUUUGAUCCGUAGACUAUCGCUUUCUUUCACGUCGAAUGAUGGAGAUAUUGAAGAGUUAGAGGGCUCCGUGGAGGAUGAACAUGAGAGUUACUCCGAGGUGAGAGGUGGGAGUGGGAGUUUUGGGGACAAUCUCUUUAUGGAUUUGGUCAACCCAGAUGCCAUCGCCGACCUCAAGGAGAUCGCUGACAGGAUGAUCAAAUCGAGGUAUGAGAAGGAGUGCUGUCAAGUUUACAGUAGCGUUCGCAGGGAUGUUCUGCAGGAGUGUUUAUCUAUUCUUGGUAUUGAGAAGUUGAGCAUUGAGGAAGUACAGAAGAUCGAGUGGAGGUUCUUGGACGAGAAAAUGAAGAAGUGGAUUCAGGCUGUAAAGAUUGUAAUUCGGGUUCUUUUUCCUGGUGAGAAGCGACUUUGUGAACAAGUUUUUGGUGGCUCGGAGCUGAUCAGGGACGUGUGCUUCACCGAGGGUGCAAAGGGAUGUAUGAUGCAGCUAUUGAAUUUUGGGGAGGCAAUUGCAAUUGGACAGAGGUCACCCGAGAGGCUGUCUCGGAUACUUGACAUGUAUGAAGCUUUGGAUGACGCAUUGCCAGAAUUGCAGGCGUUUUUUUCUGAUGAUUCAGGGGAUUUUGUCUACAGCGAGGCACGGGGCAUACUGGCUAGGCUUGGCGAGGCUGCAAAAGGUGCAUUUGCAGAGCUUCAGAAUGCAGUUCAGAGUGAGGCUUCUCGGAAACAGAAACCAAACCAAGGUGAAAUUCAUCCAGUGACACGUUAUGUGAUGAACUAUAUGAAGCUUCUUGUAGACUACAGUGAUUCACUGAAUCAAAUUCUAGAAGAUGGUGAGGAUGGUGUGGAAGGAGGUGAUAACAAUCAACUAGCCAGCAUGUCUCCAGUGGGCCGCAGCUUGCUGUCAUUAAUUUCGUCUCUGGAAUCAAACCUUGAAGAGAAGUCAAAACUCUAUGAGGAUGGUGCAAUGCAAAAUAUAUUCCUGAUGAAUAAUAUUCUUUAUAUAGUUCAAAAAGUUAAAGACUCUGAGCUUGGCAAGCUUUUGGGAGAUCAAUGGGUCCGCAAACGACGUGGCCAGAUACGCCAGUAUUCCACUGGUUAUCUCAGAGCUUCUUGGAGCAAAGUGUUGUCUUGUUUGAAGGAUGAAGGUAUUGGGGGUGGUGGGAGCUCAAGUAAUGUAUCUAAGCCGGCUCUGAAGGAAAGGUUCAAGAACUUUAACCUGUGUUUUGAAGAAAUUUAUAGGACUCAGACAGCUUGGAAGGUACCAGAUCCUCAGCUACGGGAAGAGCUUCGGAUUUUAAUCUCAGAGAAAGUCAUUCCAGCAUACCGUGCAUUUUUGGGGAGGUUUGGAAAUCAUCUAGACAGUGUAAAGCAUGCAGGGAAAUACAUAAAGUACACUGCAGAGGACUUAGAGGACUAUCUUUUAGAUCUGUUUGAAGGAUCUCCUGGAGUAAUCCACAAUCCAAGGAGAAAAAUAAGUACGUAGCAGAUGUAAUAGGUUGCAAAACAUGGGAUUGAUGGAAAACAAGAUGUGUAAGGUGAAAAUGUGUUUAUAUUCGCAU